GCCAUCGUCAUCACAUCCAGCAUCAUCCAUCAUUACGUCCUCUUCCCUCCGUCCUCCCCAGCGUCAUCGGCUCUGUUUGUUCGGAGGGCUGUUUCUAUUCGUUACUACGCUGCUCAAUCGCUCGUUCGAUCCUUGACUUUCUCACCGGUUAUCCUUAUUUCCUAUUAUGCGACUCGCGGACUCUCCUUUCCACAGCGUGACCUAUGAGUAGUUAUGGAGCUCUCACGGCAGGAGUAUCCAGCUUUGCUGGCCUCUUUGCAGCCCAGCCAAGCCAGUACUGUGCUCAAUGAUCGCAUUCGUCUCAUCAACAAAAUCAACUCGGACAUUGCGGACUGGCUCCAGGAACGGCGUCGGGUUGAGGAACUGUACGCGCAAGGCUUGCGGAAACUGGCGCAUCGCCCCCAAUUAGAAAAUGCGGCCGCGCUCGGGAUAUUUCAGCUGCCAUGGCAGCGCAUCGUCAGCUCGACUGAAACGGUCGCUACGUCACACGAGACCUUUGCACAGAAAAUCGAUGAGGAUGUUGAGCGUCCUCUGAGAGAAUACAACACCAAGAACCGCGAACUGUCGUCAAUGCCCGGUAUCCAGAGCGACCUCGCUGGACUGGCCAAGAACAUGGAAACGUCUCAGAAGAAGGUAGACAAGGCUAAAGAAAAGGGCCCGAAAGGAGCGGACAAGCUAGCUAUCGCUGUCAGCGCCGCGCAAGAGGUCGCUCAGCAAUGGGAAUCGAGGGCCCCGUUUGUGUAUGAGCAGCUUCAGGCAGCUGAUGAGGGCCGACUCAACCAUCUUCGGGACGUUCUUACUCAGUAUGGCACACAUGAAGCGGAUCAGGUAGAGCGUUGCCGUCAGGCAGCCGAAAGUUGUUUGAAUGUGCUUCUCAAUGUCGAGACCGCAGAUGAAAUCAAGACAUUUGCUGCCAAGAUCAAUGGCGGAAGACCUGUUGCUUCACGACAGGAAAUAUCUCGACAGGAAACUUCGUCUCCUGCGCCUGCACCUGCACCUCUUGCGCCCCCACCCCGCAUCCAGGACGAUGCUGCUAGUCAACGCUCGGAGAAUUCGGGUCCUGUCAGGACGCCUCCUGCACCUGAGCCACAGCCUCGCAACACAACUCUGGGAGGCCUGAAGCGCCUAGGUACGGUCAUGAACAGAAGAAAGAGCAUUGUACAACCCGGAGGCGCCUUUGGCUCCGAAAAAAAGCACCGCAGCCCAUUUGCUUCCUUUAAGAGAGGGGAUUCAUCCCGUGAAAUGCAAAUUCCUGAAUCACCACCUUCUGGCCAGGAACGCCCGGGUACCGCUCUUACUUCACAGGACAGCCCCAGCACUGGCCGGAAUCUGAGCGAAUCACGGGACCGUGAAGGUCUUAAUGCGAUAUCAUCCAGUCCAGAGCCUCAGCCAGCUGCUACAAAUGGAGCAGCACCGUUGGAGACGCUCGUUGGGCCUGGUCUUUCAACUGCUCCUGCCAAUGAACCCCGUGCUGUCGACUCCGAAGGUUUCACAGAACGGCCACAGACUAUUGACGAGAUCACACGAGCUGAGAGAGAAGCUGCCGGCUUGGAAGAGUCCGGCAUGAAUCUAACCAUCCGUGACCAGCCAAUUUUUGAAGAUGAAGAUCAAGCUAAGCAGGCAAUGGAUGACAUGGCCAGCACUUUGCGAAUGCGGGCUCAGCAGACUGGGGUUAGACGGAAUGCGGGCACUAUUCGUGGUCGCCGUGACGUCCGGAACACUGUCUUCAUUCCGAAUGUCCCUGCGCCGGGCCAUGAAAUCCCAUCUCUUCCCUCUGGGUCUGAUGCACCUUCGCCAGCCUCACCAGGUCUGCUCGCCAAGCAUGUUACUUCUCCUAGUACUGCCACCGAUGACCACGCUCUGUCGGAUACUACCUCUAUCCGUUCGUCGCAUACUCUCAGUAGCAUAACAGGGCCGGCUCUGCACUCUGACCUACAUGAGGCUGGUCUGAAUGCGUCGAUCAUAGAGACUGUCAGUGCAUGGUUUUCGGAGGGUGCAUUGACAAAGUCAUCUGUCGUUGGAGAGCUUGCGCUGGCAUAUAACCAAACCCCUGACUCUGCGGUCGAUAAACUUCGUGUUCGUUUGGAUAAUUUCCAAGUGCUCGAGAAGGUUGCUGCAAACCCCCACUUUGUGCAUGAGGCCCCGGCUCAGGCAGACGAGAAGAGGGGUGAAUACACUAUUCUUCUUCCCAGUAUUUCUCGUCCCUCGCCCACGGUGGCCUUUAAAUAUCAAGUGCAUCUCGACCCCACGAAUAGUUCAGCCUACUGUCCCGUCAUCUUUAAGCCAGUGUGGAAUCUGGAAGAGUUCCAAGCAAGCGCUAUUGUCUUUUAUUCCUUGGACCCAUCGUUCGCAUCUACUGUCCCUGUGGAAUCGGUGAUUCUCAAGAACCUGGUUCUGACAGUGAACCUGGACACAACCCCCCGUGAAGACUCUGGCGAAGUCGCUCACGCUACGAGUGCAGUUAUGUACCCUAACGCUGGGGCCACAUUCCGUCGCAAGCAAUCUGCCGUAAUCUGGAAGAUCCCCGAACUUGAGCUUAAGACCGGAGGGGAUGGCAAGUUCUUGGUUCGGUUCUCAACAUCCAGCAGCGGGCCACGGAAGGGCAAGGUUGACGCCAAGUUUGAGGUUCAAACUGCUGGCACUGGACCCCGACUAGGAAUCAGUGCAGCUUCUGACCGCGCGGAAUCCCCUCAAAAGUCUGAUCCUUUUGCCGACGACGACUCUGGAACCCAAAACACUCUGCCAUCUGCCACAUGGAACCAAGUGCCUACUGUGCGAAAGCUCGUUGGAGGGAAGUAUGUCUCGUCUUAGGUGAGGCUUUGGCCUUAUCUGAUAGAGUCAUUUGCAAAUCUAUGAGCCCUCCAAGUACAAAGGUUUUCUAUCUACCUUGGACUAUAUUACGAAUUAGAAAAGACCACCUCCCAUUCCCUUCCUUAGCCACCAACUACUCCCACCCUGUGAUGCAAUCAUUUAAUUUCCUCAGUGUUAUAUUCCACCCCCCCCAUGCCGCCCGAUGAUGCCAAAAUUUGCUUGCAUUUAUGUACUAUCCGGGUAGGAAGGUAUCAUUAUGUUUUCUUUUUGUUCCUUUCUCUUGUGCAGUUUUGCUCUUUUCUGUGUUUAUGCCAAUGUCUUCUUGGUUUGAUAGGAUCAUUUUUUUUUUUCUUUUCCCCAUCUCGAUACUGUCCAUCCCCCUUCCCACUUUUUCUCUGUCAUAAUCUGAACUUUGGCCAUGCUGUCA
Molecule: messenger RNA, 3238 nt
Organism: Aspergillus wentii DTO 134E9
Lineage: Eukaryota; Fungi; Ascomycota; Eurotiomycetes; Eurotiales; Aspergillaceae
Exons: 6
Coding region: 214-2811 (865 amino acids)
Biological process (GO): septin cytoskeleton organization
Cellular component (GO): plasma membrane; cell division site; endocytic vesicle
Source: RefSeq, a predicted model, not a curated record